Messenger RNA from Zalophus californianus (California sea lion), 3719 nucleotides. It is a transcript of the gene TRIM8, whose product is annotated as tripartite motif containing 8. The transcript has 6 exons. Bases 350 to 2005 code for a protein of 551 amino acids. The record is from RefSeq and is a predicted model, not a curated record. Lineage: Eukaryota; Metazoa; Chordata; Mammalia; Carnivora; Otariidae.
CCUAGCCGCGCGGACGGGGGGCGGGGUGGGGGGGGCGGCCUCAUAUGGAAUUUGGACCCCGGCGCUCCCCUCCAGGGCUGGUGUCCCGGCCGCGGCCCUGGCGCAGUCCGCCGCCUCCCGCUAGGCGCUCGGGAGGAGGAGGAGGAGACGCAGCCGGCUGCGCGCGCGGCGGGAGGACCGAGGCUCCCUUCUCUGGGGGGCAGGCGCGCGGAAGGCGCUGGUGACUGAGCGACUGUCGGGGCUGCCUGGGGCCGGAGCUCGGGGCUCGGCGGGCCCGCAGCUGCACGGGACGGACCCCCAGAGUUGGGCAGUUGGGGAGGCCUGCCCGGGCCCCCUGCCCGCGGCCGCCAUGGCGGAGAAUUGGAAGAACUGCUUCGAGGAGGAGCUCAUCUGCCCCAUCUGCCUGCAUGUCUUCGUGGAGCCGGUGCAAUUACCGUGCAAACACAACUUCUGCCGGGGCUGCAUCGGCGAGGCGUGGGCCAAGGACAGCGGCCUGGUGCGCUGCCCGGAGUGCAACCAGGCCUACAACCAGAAGCCGGGCCUGGAGAAGAACCUGAAGCUCACCAACAUCGUGGAGAAGUUCAACGCCCUGCACGUGGAGAAGCCGCCGGCGGCGCUGCACUGCGUGUUCUGCCGCCGCGGCCCCCCGCUGCCCGCGCAGAAGGUCUGCCUGCGCUGCGAGGCGCCCUGCUGCCAGUCCCACGUGCAGACGCACCUGCAGCAGCCCUCCACCGCCCGCGGGCACCUCCUGGUGGAGGCGGACGACGUGCGGGCCUGGAGCUGCCCCCAGCACAACGCCUACCGCCUCUACCACUGUGAGGCCGAGCAGGUGGCCGUGUGCCAGUACUGCUGCUACUACAGCGGUGCGCAUCAGGGACACUCGGUGUGCGACGUGGAGAUCCGGAGGAAUGAGAUCCGGAAGAUGCUGAUGAAGCAACAGGACCGUCUGGAGGAGCGAGAGCAGGACAUUGAAGACCAGCUGUACAAACUUGAGUCGGACAAGCGCCUGGUGGAGGAGAAGGUGAGCCAGCUGAAGGAGGAGGUGCGACUGCAGUAUGAAAAGCUGCACCAGCUGCUGGAUGAGGACCUGCGGCAGACGGUGGAGGUCCUGGACAAGGCCCAGGCCAAGUUCUGCAGCGAGAACGCAGCGCAGGCGCUGCACCUUGGGGAGCGCAUGCAGGAGGCCAAGAAGCUGCUAGGCUCCCUGCAGCUCCUCUUUGACAAGACGGAAGAUGUCAGCUUUAUGAAGAACACCAAGUCUGUGAAAAUCCUAAUGGACAGGACCCAGACCUGCACGGGCAGCAGCCUUUCUCCCCCUAAGAUCGGCCACCUGAACUCCAAGCUCUUCCUGAAUGAGGUGGCCAAGAAGGAGAAGCAGCUGCGGAAGAUGCUAGAAGGCCCCUUCAGCACACCGGUGCCCUUCCUGCAGAGCGUCCCCCUGUACCCUUGUGGCGUGAGCAGCUCUGGGGCGGAAAAGCGCAAGCACUCAACGGCCUUCCCGGAGGCCAGUUUCCUAGAGACGUCGUCAGGCCCUGUGGGCAGCCAGUAUGGGGCAGCGGGCACAGCCAGCGGCGAGGGCCAGUCAGGGCAGCCCCUGGGGCCCUGCAGCUCCACGCAGCACUUGGUGGCCCUGCCGGGCGGCGCCCAACCAGUGCACUCAAGUCCUGUGUUCCCCCCAUCACAGUAUCCCAAUGGCUCCGCCACCCAGCAGCCCAUGCUCCCCCAGUAUGGCGGCCGCAAGAUUCUCGUCUGUUCUGUGGACAACUGUUACUGUUCUUCCGUGGCCAACCACGGUGGCCACCAGCCCUACCCCCGCUCCGGCCACUUUCCCUGGACAGUGCCCUCGCAGGAGUACUCACACCCGCUCCCGCCCACACCCUCCGUCCCCCAGUCCCUUCCUGGCCUGGCGGUCAGAGACUGGCUUGACGCCUCCCAGCAGCCUGGCCACCAGGAUUUCUACAGGGUGUAUGGGCAGCCGUCCACCAAACACUACGUGACGAGCUAACGCCACGCAGGCAGUGGGGCACUGGGGGAUCUUCCCCCCCCCAGCCCCCCCAGUGGCUCGGGAAUUAUGCAUCCAGAGACCUGCCCUUCUACCUUCCUGUCUUCCCUCCCUUCCUCCUUCAUCUCCCCCCAAGUCUUUUCCUUUUGGAUUUUUUGUUUUGGGCUUUGUUUUUGAUUUUUUUUUUUUUUUUUUUUAAAUGAAUCUCCUGGACGCAGACGUGACAGUGAGAGCUGGCCUGGGCUGCAGGUGGCCCUGAGUUGGGAAAACGUCUACUUCAAGGCAUUGAGCUCUCUCUCUGUCUCUCCUUUUUUUCCACUCCUUCCCCUUCCCACCCCCAUGGCUGGAAGGAGCCUCAGCUUCCCCUAAAGCCUUGGGGGAUCCGGGGGAUCCAGCCCUCCUCACCUAGCCCUGGGAGGAAGGACCAGUGGUGCCCACUGACCUGCUUCUCUCGUUUUUCUUUUGGGCGGUUUGAUCACUGACUAAAAAAUGACCUGUAGAUUGUGGGGCUUUUUUUUUUUUUUUUCUUUAAACCAAGAAUGAUUUCUCCUACUUCCUUCUUCUCAACAUCCUCCCAGAUGGAGUUCAAAGGCCACUUCUCAAGCAGCUUUUGGCACCUUCAGCCUCAGAGUGGAAUCUUAAAGACAGGAACCCCAUGUCCAGGAAAGGGGAAAAGGAACUUUGCCAAUGAUAGUGACCACAGCAAAAGCAAAUAAUAAUAUUAAUAAUAAUAAAGAGAAAUAAAAGAAAUAAUAAAAUAAAAAACCAUAGCACAGCCCUUGUUGAGGUCAGUGGGGGAGGAGUGGCUGCCCCGAGUUGGGUCCUUGCCUGGAUUUUGACACAGCAACUUCCUGUAGUGAGCACUUUGUAUGAAUCGUGGACUUCCUGUUCUCAAGGCGCAGGUAUUUAUUCUGUAAUCUGUCUAGAGCACACACCGAAAUCCAACCUUCUAAUAAACAUAAUGGCGCAGUCCCACUCCCUGCCUCGCCUCUUACCCCUCACUCCCCCAGGCCUAGGGUCUUCAGGUGUUGGUACAAGAAAGGGCACUGAGGGAUGGAAGCCCCUGCCUUCUUUGCCUUGGUUCUGUGCUCUGUCUAGACUGUUCUAGGCCUGUGAAUGUCAAUUCGUCAGGCACUAACUACAUCGCCUCUCAGCCUUGGGUUCAUUUGACAAAUAUUUGCUGAGCGAGGGCCUCCCAGUCCCAGCCCCCUGCUUCAUAGGUCCUGGCAUCUCUUUGAGGUUCUGCCAGCAUGUUCUUAGCUAGGACAGACAAAGGAAGAAAUACCUUCCUGUGAGUCUUGCAAAAUUACCUCUUUCAGUCCACAAAUAUUUAUUGAGCACAUGCUAAGUGCCAGGCACUGUGCAGGGCCAUGGGCAUAAACGGAGCAGACCCUCUUUUUUGUAAUCUAGUCUAACUGGGCCUUGGCCCCCAUUGGGGGAGUCACUCAGCUCCAUGCUUCCUGUGGUGACUUGGGCCCAGGCCCACCCUGUGCACAGGAGAAGAGCAGGCAGGAAAAUAUUUGGCUCUCAGAGGCAUGGAGGUAGGGUAGCAAGGUGAAGAAGACAUUCUACCCUCAUCCCCUUUGGCAGAGCUGCACAGUCUCUACUGUGUGUUGGGAGCUUGCUAAAAGGGCUGAUUCCUAGAGUCCGCUUAGCCUCCUUGGGAGCCGUCAAGGGCCCAGGAAUCUGUGUUUUUAACUCCCCAAUUAAAAGAAGU